AUGGGUUCCGAAACGGAUCUAAGUUUCUCCGUUGGAGACCACGAAGCAUUCAUGGAGUUAGCUCUCAUUCAAGCACAAAAGUCACCACCCGCUGGUAACAAAUUCUGCGUCGGCGCCGUACUUGUGGAUGCUGAAAAUGGCAAGGUCUUGUCGACGGGGUACUCACUUGAAUACCCGCGAGAUUACAAGGGAGAUCCCGGCACCACGCACGCAGAGCAAUGUUGUUUUAUCAAGAUCGCCGAUCAGCAUAACAUACCGGAGGAGCAAAUUCAUGAAGUUCUUCCCGCCAAUACAGCACUCUACACGACCAUGGAGCCAUGCAAUGACAGGUUGAGCGGAAAUAUGACCUGCGUGACCAGGAUCUUGAGACUCCAAGGUGCCAUCAAGACUGUCUACGUGGGAAUCAAAGAACCAGGGACUUUUAUCGCAGAGAAUGAUGGACAAGCAAGGCUAGAGGCAAACGGCGUCCAAGUCGUCUAUCCCGUUGAGCAUUGGCGUGAUAGGGUCACCAAGGUCUCAAUGGCCGGUCACUGA
Messenger RNA from Penicillium paradoxum, 534 nucleotides. RefSeq names its product putative DRAP deaminase. The record is from RefSeq and is a predicted model, not a curated record. The transcript has a single exon. NCBI's taxonomy places the organism in Eukaryota, Fungi, Ascomycota, Eurotiomycetes, Eurotiales, Aspergillaceae. Bases 1 to 534 code for a protein of 177 amino acids. Gene Ontology annotation, molecular function: diaminohydroxyphosphoribosylaminopyrimidine deaminase activity.